Messenger RNA from Scatophagus argus, 2412 nucleotides. It is a transcript of the gene noxo1a, whose product is annotated as NADPH oxidase organizer 1a. The transcript is spliced from 8 exons. The record is from RefSeq and is a predicted model, not a curated record. Gene Ontology annotation, molecular function: protein binding; superoxide-generating NADPH oxidase activator activity; phosphatidylinositol binding. NCBI's taxonomy places the organism in Eukaryota, Metazoa, Chordata, Actinopteri, Scatophagidae. The coding region runs from base 104 to 1669 and encodes 521 amino acids. Gene Ontology annotation, biological process: superoxide anion generation.
ACCUGCGCCGGAGGAGUACAUAUGCACCUGCAGAGCAUCGCUGCUUCAGUUUCAAACCGGCACACAACCGGACUAAUUCAGCACGCAACCGGACUAUUUCAACAUGGAGGCGCAGCGAUACCCCAUCAGUGUCCGUGUGAUUGGGGUGAUGCACAAGGAGAAGAGCAAAAUGUACAUGACCUCCGUGCUCUGGUCGGACCAGAAUGAUAUUGUAGUUUACAGAUCUUUUCGGGAUUUCAAGAAAAUGCACAGACAAAUGAAGAAGGCGUUCCCACCUGCAAGCAAACUGAAAAAAUCCGACAGAAUCAUCCCCAGAUUUCGAGACAAGAAGAUGAAGCGCCGCUCCCAGAAGAAGGGCCCCACCAAGUCACUUGUGCGUCUCAAGUUCCUGCAGAAAUAUUGCAACGACCUUCUGAGCUGCGACCCGCGCGUCUGUCAAUCUGCAGACCUCAUCCAGUUCUUCCACCCCAAAGACCAGGACCUGCAGCCGGAGUUCUCCAGGAACAGCAUCAUGAUCAUACCAUCAGAGGAGGAGAUGAGAGCCGAGGGAGGACAGGCCACUGGUGGUAACAUCACUCAGCCGUUUGUCUCGGAGACGUACAGAUGCGUGGCACCAUACGAGGCCAAAGACACCAAGAACAAACCUUUCAAGGUGGCCGUGGAUGAAAAAGUAGACGUACUGAUCAAAGACAAAGCAGGGUGGUGGCUUGUGGAGAACGAAGAAAAGCGGAUGGCUUGGUUCCCUGCACCCUACCUGGAGAAGUUCGAUGAUGACUCCGAUGAGGAUGACAGAGACGGGACUCCUGAAAGAGGAAUGCUGUACACUGCAGUCAAGAGCUACAAGGCCACCAAAGAUGAUGAGAUAACCGUAGCCAUCGGUGCUGUGGUGGAAGUCCUGCAGAUGUCUGAGAACGGCUGGUGGCUCAUCAGGUACAAUGGCAAAACAGGUUACAUCCCUACCAUGUACCUGCAGCCCUACAACUACCCUCAUAUCCGUAUGACAGCCAACCAUCAAGAUCAUCGUGCUUCUUUCCCGAACCUGGAACAGCAGUCGCACCAUCUCAGCCGCUCACAAGGAAACCUGCUGCAGCUCCCACCUGUCAGGUCUUCUUCACCCAACCUGCUCCACCCAGAAAACAGGCAGAGAUCACAUUCUCUUAACGUCCUGUCCGAACAACCUCCUUCUCAGCCCGCAGUCAGAAACACUCCCUCUCCUGCCAACGUUCCCACCACACCUACCUCUUCAACGCAUGCACCUCCACCCACAAUCACCGUGCAGAUGGACGGAGACGAGGCACACGGCAGGAGCCUGAGUAUGGAUAGUGAGGGAAGCUUUACGAGCGACAGCAGCUUCAGCUUCAGCGACGACCUCAGUUCCUCCUCAGCUAGCUUGGCCCUCAACCUGAGCCACAGCCUCAAUGAACAGCAGCUGCGUCUCAGCCGUACGCCUCCACCCACGGUGUGCAACCGCCUGAGCCCAACAAGCGGCCUCGAGGGGAAAAUGACCCCCAGCGUCUCUGAUCCCAACCUCUACAAGGGCCCAACAACGCCUAAGGUGCCACCCAGACCACGCACCCAGGAGAUCCUCACCCGGUGUACCACUGUGACCCGUAAGAAUGCAACCAGAGCUGCUCUGUCGCCCACACAAGCUGAGAUACUGAGUCGCUGAAGUUCCCAUUGACGGCAAGGUUACCUUUUAUUUGUAUUACUCAAGAACCUCAUGUUUGCUGUCGCUAACUACAACUGCUUGAUGUUUGACUUGAAAAAUCCAAAAUAUGGAGAUUGUGUACAGAAAUCUAAAUGUGUAUAAAGAGGAAAAAUUAAAAGGUCUUGCAUCAGAUGCAUUGAGUUGAGAAAAUUUCAUAGCUGUGAUUUUAUACCAAAUUCUUUGUUCCCCCAAGUGAAGUUGUAUUAAUAGAAAUGUGACUUGUCAGAGAAGGGAUUUGUCCAACGCAGAUGUUGUUUGCAUAAUCUUUGAAGAGAGAUUUCCCACAAAUAUGCUGAAAGCGUAGAAUGUACAGAAUGCCAGAUCGGCAAAAACAGUUUACUCAUAUCGAUUACUAAUCAUGAUGCACUAAACAUUCAUACUGCAUCUUCACCAUCUGUUUUCAACAAUCAGUUAUUUUCCAUACUGGAAACCUUGUGUUGUGCCUUAUAUGCAUUUUGACUGCGCUCGUUGCACAGACUGAUUUCUUCUUGUGACUCCAGCAAAAGCUAAUGUCUGUCUGAAGCGCUAGUGUGUGCAGGCUGGUGUGUUUCCUGCUAAAGCAUGUUUACAGCCAAGUCAACUUGAAGAACGAGAUGUGUGUAAAUUAACUCUGAACAUACACUCCAGCAUAUGCCCGUGUAAAAUCUAUCUGUAUUCAUGUGUUGCAGAAGAGCUUGAGAAAAAUAAAAGCAUUUUUAGGAACU